Molecule: messenger RNA, 2677 nt
Organism: Puntigrus tetrazona (Sumatra barb)
Lineage: Eukaryota; Metazoa; Chordata; Actinopteri; Cypriniformes; Cyprinidae
Gene: dcaf11
Product: ddb1 and cul4 associated factor 11
Exons: 15
Coding region: 237-1862 (541 amino acids)
Biological process (GO): proteasome-mediated ubiquitin-dependent protein catabolic process
Cellular component (GO): Cul4-RING E3 ubiquitin ligase complex
Molecular function (GO): protein binding
Source: RefSeq, a predicted model, not a curated record
CGUGACCAGAGGAAGGCGAGUCUCGAGACAGUAAACAACAUGGCGCGUCACGAACCUAGAGACUCUUAAAAUCUGCUCAGGGAGACAGAAGCGUUCAGCGUACCGAGGACUCCCACGUUUACAAGCUUCAUUUUUGGUAACACCGUUUUGUGAUUAUUUACCCAAGGUCUGCAGGAAGAAACCAACGCAGCAGAAGAGCUGUCAAGCGCUAUUAUCAUUUAACUGACAAUCGGUCUAUGGGCUCUCAGUCCAGUUCUGGGAUGUCCGGUCGGGGCUCUGGCAGCAACCCAGACCAGUCAGAACCAGAACCCAACCAGAAUUCCAAUCAGACGGGUCGCACGCAGGCAGAGAGGCAGUCAGGAUCUGAAGAGGACGUUGACUUGGCGCAAGUUCUGGCGUACCUACUGCGAAGGGGCCAGGUCCGCCUGGUCCAUGGAAGUGGAGCAACGGGCCUACAGCUCGUGCAGUCAUAUUCAGACUCGGAUGAGGACAGCGAUGGGGCUUGGGAUGGGCGGCUGGGACAUCGAUAUGACCCUCCAGUGGAUGCCCAACCAGACACACAGGAAGUUGACCGCAGUGAGAUCCGCACUCAGAUCCUGCUUGCCACUGCUUCAUCAGGUCUAAAGAACAGACACAGUUUCACACAUAUGCUAGCGGAGCGGGAACAGGGGCGGUGUCGGGGGUCGAGUUUCUCUCACGGAGAGUGCAGCCGAAUGCGUUCACAUUUUCUGCCCAAUCAUGUGGUAUACAAGGACACCUAUCAGCAGAAAGUCUUUUGUGGAGUCUACAGCGAUGAGGGAAACAUGUUCCUGUCUGCAUGCCAAGAUCAGAAUAUCAGGUUAUAUGACACUAGCAGGGGCUGUUUUACACUAAAGAAGACAGUGAAGGCCAGAGAUGUGGGCUGGAGCAUUCUGGAUGUGUGUUUCACCCCCGAUGCACGCUGUGUGCUCUACUCCAGUUGGUCUGACUACAUCCAUGUGUGCAGUGUAGAUGGGGACAAUGAAACACACACCGCUCUGGACCUCAAUCCUGAUGAAAGGAGGUUCUGUGUUUUCUCACUGGCAGCAUCCACCGAUGGAAAAGAAAUUUUAGGCGGUGCGAACGAUGGCUGUCUGUAUGUGUUUGAUCGUGAACAAAACAAGAGAACUCUAAAGAUCGACGCUCACGAGGAUGAUGUGAAUGCCGUGGCAUUCGCGGACAGUUCAUCACAGCUGCUGUUCUCAGGCAGCGACGAUGCUCUGUGUAAAGUGUGGGACAGGCGUACCCUCAGAGAAGACAGACCACAGCCUGUGGGUCAUCUGGCUGGACACAGGGAUGGAAUCACGUUCAUACACAGCAAGGGUGACGCUCGGUACUUGAUCAGCAACUCCAAAGAUCAAACCAUUAAGCUGUGGGACGUGAGGAAGUUUUCACCCAAAGAGGGGCUCGCAGCUUCAAGGCUCGCCGUCACACAACAGAACUGGGACUACCGCUGGCAGCAGGUUCCCCAAAGAGCACUAAAGAGGCAUAAGCUGACUGGCGACACCUCGGUGAUGACCUACCGGGGUCACGGGGUUCUGCACACGCUCAUUCGCUGCCGCUUUUCCCCUGAAUUCAGCACUGGACAGAAGUUCAUUUACACAGGCUGUUCAACAGGCAAAAUCGUCAUUUACGAUGUGUUGACGGGAUCCAUUAUUUCCAAAUUGUCCAAUCAUGAUGCAUGUGUGAGGGACGUCAGCUGGCACCCGUAUCACAACAACAUGGUCAGCAGCUCUUGGGAUGGUGCCAUCCGUCUGUGGGAACACACACAGAACCACCCUCUGGACAAUGAUCGAGAGAGGAUGAACGUGGAUAUGGUGGACAUGAAAAGCAAACGCUAUUGAUGACGUCAGGCGGUGCCAUCGCUGCAGGAAUGGAAUGAAGGAAGAGUAAAGAAAAAGCUAAUCAGAAAAGAAAGCUAAUUUUGUGCAGAGAAUUUUGUGAAAUCAUAUAUUGAUGUAGUGUUAGGCAGGCUCUUCAGGUUUUCGUUUGAUUUCACAUUAACGACACGAAAAGAUGAUACAAAUAUGUUUAAAGUAAAAGGAUCAUUUAGUUCAUGGACACGGGGCGUGCUGUGAUUUUCUCUUUUACGCCUCUUUCGGCUCAGAGAUGACCGUUUACACUUAAAUCAAAGACUUGAGGGAGUUUCACCAAUAUAAAGAACGCAUGAUUUCAGACAGGUACAAACACAACUGCUUAACACCAAUUACUGUAUGGUAACUGUUGCUUUACCCCCCCCAAAAAAAAGCAAUACUUGCAUAAAUAUAGCAAAAUAUUUUACAACUAAUGGACACGUUUCUAAAAGUGCAACAAAUUCUGGGAAUAAUAUUGUAAGAUAUUUUAUUGCUAUUAAUGUUCAGGAUUUGAUUUUGUAGUUCAUUGUAAAAAAUCUUUUCUUUGUCAAAACUCUGAAUGUGUGUUAAAAGUGUGUGUGUGUGUGUGUGUGUGUGUGUGUGUGUGGAGAUAUGGCUGUGGGUUUACAGGUAUGGGAGUGAGUUUCUUUAUGCGUGUGUGUGUGUGUGUGUGUGUGUGUGUGCGUGCAGCAGAUAUGUUUCUUUUGACACAGAGGUUUGAUUUGUGUAUGAUUUAAGUGCAUUUAGAAUUCAUUGGAACACUCACAAAAUUGUUUUACAAGAAUAAUUAAACUUAUGCACACAAA